This is a messenger RNA of Paecilomyces variotii, 610 nucleotides long. RefSeq lists its product as hypothetical. The coding region runs from base 124 to 459 and encodes 111 amino acids. The record is from RefSeq and is a predicted model, not a curated record. The transcript has a single exon. Lineage: Eukaryota; Fungi; Ascomycota; Eurotiomycetes; Eurotiales; Thermoascaceae.
AAUGACUGCGCUGCGAUGCCCAUAUUUCUACACUUUGGUCUCGAUACAUCUAAGGCAGAGUCUCCAUUCUCGACAUAUGACGCGUUUAUCCCGCUUUUGUAGCGUCUCCUGAGCAAACACUGAAUGCAAGUUGAUGUACAGAGCCCUGAUGUGUUCUUUGAGGCCAUCAACAUACGGAAUCGAGGAAUCUCACAGCUUCCCGAGCGCUACAUAGGCAAAAGCCGUAACUAUUGCUUGCCGGCUCCCGAAUCCCGAGCUGAGAGACUGACCGUGAAGGAAGUUGUUGAAGACGCACUGCUGUCUAAGCUCGCAGCGUACAUCCGUAACAUCACCGAUGGCGUCGACUCCGCGUUUGUUUACCAGGCACUAGACACGAGCGCCGGAAGGAUCGUGUGUUUUACCAGUGAGAUUUCACAGCAUAAAAAACCGGCACAGAUCCUCAACGGUUUUAUUCAAUAAUACUGGAUUCGAUUCUGCAACCAAUCGCUUCCGCGUCGAGUGGUAAGCUACUCUUCUAGCACGGAGGGCGCACAGUGCAGAAAGUGGCCCUGGUAAAUCAUAAUUGUAAAAUAUUUGCUCUUUCAACUUCUUUGAGUCUUUCUCCUAAGCG